Babesia bovis T2Bo is the source of this 2619-nucleotide messenger RNA. RefSeq lists its product as uncharacterized. Bases 1 to 2619 code for a protein of 872 amino acids. Lineage: Eukaryota; Apicomplexa; Aconoidasida; Piroplasmida; Babesiidae. The transcript is spliced from 6 exons. The record is from RefSeq and is a predicted model, not a curated record.
AUGGUGGCCAUUAAUUCACUUUCAUCUAUUUAUUAUAUCAUUGCAUUUCUAUGCUUACAUCACUGUCAAUCAGUAUAUGGCGUUGUUGAUGCGGAUGCCAAUAAGAUCAAAAAAAUACCAAUAGAACGCUAUGAAUUCCUCAACGAAACCAUUCGAAAGCAAGCGGAAUUUCUAAAGAACAAGGAAUCUGGUUCUGGUAGAAAAGAUGUUCUUGGGAAGGCAAGCACAAGUUCACCUAAACUAGAGAAUACGGAAGAGUCAUCACAGAUGCCAACUAUACCUUCUUUUCCCGAGAGUGUUGAAAGCGACAUACUCGGUGAGCCUCCUACAACUAACGUGUUGCCUGAACCAUCUGAUACAUCCAAUAGUCCUACAACACCUCUAGAGCCUCCUGUAGCUGCUGAAAGAACAUUUGGACUACAGAAAAAUAGUUUUAAAGAUCCAGCUGUAACAGUGCCAAAUGACGCUGAAGCUAUAUAUUCUAACAUUGAUCUGCCAGAUACCCCUACAGACGCGGUAGAAUAUGUCGAUCUUGACCCCAAUGCAGUACUAACUCUUUCCCCAGUUGUCGUUGAUGAUGAUGCAUUUCCGCUGCCUAGUGGAGAUAGUGCUCCAUUAGCACUCGAUGAAGAAGAUAAAUCGUCUUCCACCCAACUCGAUGUCAAUGAGUCGAAUGAGAAGAAGAACCGUAAAAAAUUGAGAGGAUUUGUAGACGAUGAUUCUGUGGAAAAAGCCAAAUUGUUCAACGAACUACCCAAGAUUAAGCCUAAACAUGUCAGAUUCGGUAAAUACGAAGAAAUCGACAAACCUGCAAUCGAAUUCUCUGAUACCUCAAGUAGCGAAGAUGGAGUUGAAGGAACCCUCGUCAAUGAACCUGAACAACCGCCAAAGAUCGUGGGCGUCCUUAAGAAAAAAGAAGAAAUAAAAAGGCCAAGUAGUUCGCCACCACCAUUACCAACAAAAAAUACGCAACUAGUAACCAUUUCAGCAUGGGAAGUUGUUCCAAAAAAACCUCGCUUCAUAAGUAAAAAAGAGAAGCAGUAUAAUAAUGAAACAUCGGCAACUAAAUCUGAUGGGCAUCUUUACAAAGCUACUGUCGAACUCCCAAGCGACAUUGACAACGACACUGAUAGGGUAAAACUGAAUGAGCCCGAUUCCUCACUGUCCUACAAUUACAUUCCGGAAUCUACUAGUAAAUAUCCACUAAAAGAUGAUGGCGGAAUACGUGGCACUUCCUAUAAACCAUUAAAAGACCUAGACGCUCCAGGGCCAUCAGGUGAAGGCAAAAUAAUGACCAAAUACAAACUAGCUGACGAUUUUGUUCUCGAUGACAUGUAUCUGUCGGAUUGGGAAGAUGAUGAAGAGGAAAACUUUGAGCCAAAAGAACCCAUCCAUAGACCAACUGUGAUGGCAUCAUCAGGUAGGGAAAAAAAUAAUCCGCAAACACUAGCAAAUUCAUUGAUUGGUGUAGACACUAUAAAGGAUAUAACGGGUGACUCAUCCAUGCCUUUUCAUAUUUUUGUUGAGGGAUCCGAGGAGCUUCCAUUGAAUUAUGGAACAACAAAAGACUCCUAUUCGAUCGAUGAACCACUCUACAUGGAUAUGUCUUCAAUAGUAAGGAUGCAAGGUUAUAAAACCGAUAAUGACAUAGGGGACGUCGUCGAAUAUAUAGAAGCACCAGAGUUGCAAUAUGUCUCACAUGACUAUAGGAAUAGACCGUUUCAAGUAAAGCCUAUAAAGAAAGAAGCAUGUUCGCCCAAACGAAAUAUACCACAUCAUUAUACCAGUCCGGGGGCUGUUGGAUCUCGCCUUCCACUUAUGAGGAACCAUUCGCAUGAUUCGUUAUACGAAAAUAUGCAUGCAUACAGUGAUUGUACAUAUACUCCAUUGAAUUUUUAUGAAAAGGGUUCUUCUAAAGACAUACCUGAAACACGCUUAUAUAUGGAAAUCGGUGAUAUUCCCCAACCAACAUACGCCAAUAUACUACCGCAAAGUCAGAUAAGCGAACGAAUGUUUAACAUGGACAAUGAUGAUAUAUAUGUUCCCAUGGCUCCUCUGAAGACUAGGUGUCACUCUAUUGCUAGCGACAGUUCAUGUAGUGCAAUGAAACCAUGUGGUUGUCACAGACAUAAUCUCCUUUACGGUUUUGACACUGCACUAAAAGAGAGCCAUAGUGGGAUAACACAUUCUUCAAACGACAUACGCCCAUAUAGGGAAUGGAAUGGUCACCCGGGAUAUCCGAUGAAUAAGCGUGAUGAUGAUGACUUCCAUGAACACGAAGCGGAAGGGAACCACUAUGGAUUCACAAAAGCAACACAAAUAAAUAAACCACUGACAAAAAGGUUUGUUUCCGGUGUUGAAAGAGCAUCAAGUGCUAUUCGGAGGAAGUUCAACAACAUAAGUAAUUACGCUGCAAAAAAACUUAGUGCGAUGAAACGCUAUUUUCUAGGAGUUGGAGAAACUGUGUGUACUUCUGUUGACGUAGCUGGAAAUUGCGUUGAGAUAGGCGUUAUAACAACUCGAAAGGCAGCGGCUGAUGCACUAGCAAAGGCACACGAAAGUCUAAUGCCAACACAAGAGAGUAGAUGGAUGCCUUUCAGCGAGAGUUUGAUGGGAUAA